This is a messenger RNA of Sitophilus oryzae (rice weevil), 2030 nucleotides long. Its product is annotated as vegetative cell wall protein gp1-like. Bases 116 to 1609 code for a protein of 497 amino acids. Lineage: Eukaryota; Metazoa; Arthropoda; Insecta; Coleoptera; Curculionidae. The transcript has 3 exons. The record is from RefSeq and is a predicted model, not a curated record.
GUGCCAUCUGAAAAUUAGAUCGGUAUCUUUCAUUGUAGUGAACGGGACAAUCACCCUCUGAGACUAUACUUGAACGUUGUUGGUGUGUGUGAUAAUAUACUUAAAAUUUGGAAAUAUGCAGUUUAAAAUCAUCUUGCUAAUUUUCGUUUUGCUAGAACAAUAUAAAUCCAGUCCAAUAGAUCAAUGUACCUGUAAGGAUGGUUGUUUAUUAGUAAUUUAUACAUCUGGAGAUGACACGGUCAGUGAUAUUAAAUGCAUUAAUGAAGAAAUUAAAUCUUGUCAAGACUACGAAAUGAAAUAUUCUGAUAUAUCAUCUUGUACCAUGUUACAUUCCAAUAAAGUACUUGAAAAUAUUUUUUUAAAUCAAUAUGUAAAUCAAAGAGAAGAACGUAUCAAACAACUAAAUGACGAUGAAAAUAAUGAAUCAGAUGUGCCACCAAAUACAUCUCCACCGACUACAGACCCACCGGCUACAGCACCACCGACUACAGCUCCGCCGACUACACCUCCACCGACUACAGACCCGCCAACUACAGUUCCACCGACUACAGAUCCCCCCACUACAGCUCCACCGACUACAGCGCCGCCGACUACACCUCCACCGACUACAGACCCGCCAACUACAGCUCCACCGACUACAGAUCCUCCCACUACAGCUCCACCAACCACAGCGCCGCCGACUACAGCUCCGCCGACUACAGCUCCACCGACUACAGACCCGCCAACUACAGCUCCACCGACAACAGAUCCCCCGACUACAGCUCCACCGACUACACCUCCACCAACUACAGACCUACCGACUACAGCUCCACCAACUACAGCUCCACCGACUACAGAACCACCGACUACAGCUCCCCCAACUACAGCUCCGCCGACUACACCUCCACCGACUACAGACUCGCCAACUACAGCUCCACCGACUACAGACCCACCGACCACAGCUCCACCGACUACAGCUCCACCGACUACAGCUCCACCGACUACAGCUCCACCGACUACAGCUCCGCCGACUACAGCUCCACCGACUACAGACCCGCCAACUACAGCUCCACCGACUACAGACCCACCGACCACAGCUCCCCCGACUACAGCUCCCCCGACUACAGCUCCGCCGACUACAGCUCCUCCGACUACAGCUCCACCGACUACAGUUCCACCGACUACAGCUCCACCGACUACAGCUCCACCGACUACAGCUCCGCCGACUACAGCUCCGCCGACUACACCUCCACCGACUACAGACCCGCCAACUACAGCUCCACCGACUACAGACCCACCGACCAUAGCUCCCCCGACUACAGCUCCCCCGACUACAGCUCCGCCGACUACAGCUACUCCGACUACAGCUCCACCGACUACAGCCCCGCCGACUACACCUUCACCGACUACAGACCCACCAACUACAGCUAUAACUCAAUCAAGUACGAAUGAACCGAUAACUAAGCCUACAAGUGAGCCUACAAGUGAGCCUACAGGUGAGCCUACAAGCGAGCCUACAAGUGAGCCAACUAAACCUUCAACACCUCAAACUGGUGCAGGUGCAAAACAGAAGUAUUAUACUAGUCUAAUUUUAAUUUGCUUAGUGUCAGUCUUCUUCAUAAAAUUGUAACAAAAUUACUUAUUAACAAAAUGUAAUUUUUUGUUCAAAUAGGCCUGAGUUAGAUAUAUGACAUAUGUAUGAAACCUCAGUAUAAUAUAAAAUAACAACAAAUAAUUUUUUUAUAUUAAAUUAAUACGAAUCAUUUUUUAUAGUUCUCUAGAGCUAUAGUCUGUCCAACGAGGGAAUAGACAGUGACACCUAUAGUAAUUUUAAUUCGAAAGUGCAUCGUUUUUUCUCUCAGUAUUUGGAUGAUUUCUGUCUAAAUCGACUCUCCUCUUGCUGGACAGACCUCAGUACAAAAAUAAUUCAAGUUGUUAGAAUUUUUAUGAAACAUUUUCAUGUCUCUAUUAUUAUUUAUUUUCCAUUGUAUUAGAUAUAAGCCUGUUGUUUUUAUAUUAUCUAUUUUUUUUAAUAAAAUUAUAUUAUGUUU